UUAUAGAUAAUAAGAAAGCAAAAUGGCGGCAAUAAUUGCUCAGAUGACACGUGCAAACCGGGAGCGGAAAAAAAGAAAACGAGUUGAAACCAGUAAAUGCAUGUACAAGAUCCCAGCUUUUGAUCCAACCUUUGAUGCCGAGAUUCAUAAUAACUUCUUAUCUCGACGAAAGCAGUAUCAAAGUAUAGAGUUGGAACUAGAAUACAUAAACAAAAUCCUUGAAGCCGCAUGUGCAAAGGAUGAAUAUGAGCGGUUGCCGCGCAAGCCUACCUGUUUUCAGCUGAUUCUAGAGCUAAUGUUCAUCGUCUUUGCUCUGUCCUUGGUUCCUUGGUUCCUCUACCUUCUAGAAUACUCUAUCGACACGAAUAUGGAUUCUUAUUUUGGAAAUGAGUCUCAGAAAAUUAAUUCUAGUUUGCAUAUGAGUUAAUAAAUGUUUUAUUUAA
Molecule: messenger RNA, 443 nt
Organism: Eurytemora carolleeae
Lineage: Eukaryota; Metazoa; Arthropoda; Copepoda; Calanoida; Temoridae
Exons: 2
Coding region: 23-427 (134 amino acids)
Source: RefSeq, a predicted model, not a curated record